Messenger RNA from Frieseomelitta varia, 1522 nucleotides. RefSeq names its product CDK-activating kinase assembly factor MAT1 (gene Mat1). Gene Ontology annotation, cellular component: transcription factor TFIIH holo complex. The coding region runs from base 275 to 1237 and encodes 320 amino acids. The transcript has 2 exons. Gene Ontology annotation, biological process: positive regulation of cyclin-dependent protein serine/threonine kinase activity; nucleotide-excision repair; regulation of transcription by RNA polymerase II. Gene Ontology annotation, molecular function: cyclin-dependent protein serine/threonine kinase activator activity. Lineage: Eukaryota; Metazoa; Arthropoda; Insecta; Hymenoptera; Apidae. The record is from RefSeq and is a predicted model, not a curated record.
GAAUUACACGAUGAUAGCGUGAACUUAACAGACUUUGGAGGUUAUGAGACGGUACGGUGAUGUCACGAGGACUUUAGUUACGAUUUUUAAACGUAAAAAUGUUGUUGUGCUUUCGUUGUUUAAGUGUAUGGAGUGAUUCGGUCGAUCUGAAUUUAUUUUAAAAUUAUAUCAUUCGUUGUAAUAUGAGCAUUUCUACUUCUUAAAACCGGUCGAUUGCUUCGCGAAAGCAAACAGUGGUUCCUACAAAUACCUGUUUCUCUGACACCUCGCAAAAAUGGAUGAUCAAGCUUGUCCGAGAUGCAAAACUACCAAAUAUCGAAAUCCAUCAUUAAAAAUGAUGGUGAACGUUUGCGGGCACACGUUGUGCGAAAGCUGUGUUGAUUUGUUAUUCUUGAAAGGAUCUGGAUCGUGUCCCGAGUGUAAGAUUCCUCUGAGAAGAGUGAAUUUUCGCGUACAAUUAUUCGAGGAUCCAAUGGUGGAGAAGGAAGUGAACAUAAGGAAAAAAAUCCUCAGAGACUUCAACAAGAAAGAGGAGGACUUUGCAACGUUAAGAGAAUACAACGACUACUUAGAAGAAAUUGAAACGUUGAUAUAUAACUUGGCUAAUAAUAUUGAUGUAAUAGAGACGAAUAAAAAGAUAGAACAGUACAAGAAAGACAACAAAGAGCAAAUAACAAAAAGCAAGUCGAAAAUUGGUAGAAGUGAAUACGAGUUGGAAGAAAUGAUCGAAUUGGAAAAACAGAAAGAGGAGGAAAGAAGAUUGGAAAUAGUUAAAGAAGAGAUGGAAGCUAAAAAGAAAAAGAUCCGUGAAAAGGAAGCAUUGAUCGAUGAGCUUACAUUUUCAGAAGGAAAUGCAAAGAAUAUUGUGGAGACGUUUGCUUCUGUCAUGCAAGCAUCGAAGAAGGAACAGAAGACAGCGUCUAGUAAAGUCAAUCAAUUUAGCACAGGAAUUAAAUUUGGCAAUCAGGGAAGUCAGAAUUACAUGCCCAUACCAAAGAUCGAGGAAGGUCCUCUGUAUUCUUACACCCCUAUUAGACAAGGAAUGGAUGGUCCAACGCCACCAAGUUGGAGAGAAUUGCAAGCUCGUGGAUAUAUUUCUCAUGUACGCGUCGAAUCCGGGGCAGAAAGGGCAGGUGGAUUCAAAGCACAUGUUGCAUGCUUAAGAGCAUUGCAAGAAUCCAUGGCUGGCUUGUAUUAUAAUCCUUCACAACGCCAAACAGAAUUCACAACUGUAUGAUCGUAUAGACUGUUUUAAUACCAAGGAAAUCAUAUCUCUAGUUUUAUACAUAGAACAGUAUCUCUGAUUGAUCAUCAUUCAAUAAGUAAUACAUGCCAAGUUAAUUACAUGUGACAUAAUAAGAAAUUGUAGGUAAAUGUGCCUUGUUGUAUAAUGUAAUUUUUAGUAUUGCGUAUUGUAUAUUAUAAUAUAAAAGCUACACCACUGUAGUACCUGGUUAAGUUCAUACAAUGAAAACAAUCAUUCUUUCAUUAUCUUGUAAAAUAAAAUUCAUUUUGUUAAAAA